AUGUCCGCCGCACACCUGUACCAAAACGAAGAGUCAAAGAUUGCUGUUCCAUUGGAACUCCAGACCAAGGCCAUCUCAUACUUAGCUGGGCAGCUACCCACGCCACCCCCUAUCGACGGGCUUGAAGUGUCCAUCCGCCAUGAAUCAACAGUAGGGAGAUUUGUUGGAUCUAAUAUUCAAGAUGAUGUGCUGCUGGGGACUAUCUUACUAGGAAUGACAUCGGCCUGGCACGUCGUAUCUUCCACGGGGUUAGUGCAUCUCCACGGAUCGAGGGAACUCUUCAAGGCUUGGAUGUCAUCCAGCCAUCUCAACACCACCAACGACAGAAUGAUAAUGGGCGCGACGCAAGUCUUUAUGAUCUCAUCCAUGGUGUACUGGGAAGCCAUGAGCUCCUUCAUCGUGGACCAAGACACAGAUGCCCUAUCCUAUCUAGACGUCUUCUGCCACCUCCCAUAUUCUCUCAAAAGGUACCCAUGUCCCUGGACGGGUGUCGGAACAGCCACGUUCAUCUACCUCGCUAAAACGGCGGCGCUGGUGAGGAGGCUGAGAGCUCUGCGGCGUAGCUCAUCGGGCAUGUUCCAAAGGAGUGACGGCAUUACCCAGGAUACAUCCUACUACUCGGAUCUCUUACGACAAGCCACGGUCUUGAUACAGAGCAUUUCGGCACUUGAAGCGCCGACUGUGAGCUCAGUCACGGAUAUCGGGGAUGUGUUUACGCCUCCGGGUCACCUCAUCGCCAUGGAGCAAUGUUACCGGCUGGCGGCUCUACUCGAGUUGACUAGGGCAUUUCCCGAAGUAGUGGGCACACACGUCGUUCAGAACCACGACGCCGGGCUGAAUGAUGAUGAGCAGGAGAAGAACCGGCCGGUAGAAAGAGUUUGCAAUCUUGCUUUGAGAAUACUCUGGAUCAUGGAAGGGAUACCCGUCACAUCUGGCACCGUCUCGACGCAGCUUUUACCGCUCAUCAUCGCCGGGAGCGUUCUCGGUCUAGUUUCGAGAGAGAAUAUUGCCGGUGAAGGUAUUGAGUUUCUGGGCAGUUCGAAAGAUGUCGCAAGGUGGAGAGAUUUUGUAAAAAUACGCACCCGUUGGCUUUACCAGUUGAUUCGACUGAAACCCGUGAGGCAUGGGUUGCUCAUCUUGGAGGAAGUUUGGGCGCGCUUGGAUAACUUAGACGCUGCAGAUUGCUCUGGUGAUCUCAUACCAAAGAGUCAAAAUCAUCAUUGGAUCGAUGUAAUGGAAGAAAGGGGGCUAGAGACAAUGUUAGGGUAA
Molecule: messenger RNA, 1269 nt
Organism: Colletotrichum tamarilloi
Lineage: Eukaryota; Fungi; Ascomycota; Sordariomycetes; Glomerellales; Glomerellaceae
Exons: 2
Coding region: 1-1269 (422 amino acids)
Biological process (GO): positive regulation of transcription by RNA polymerase II
Cellular component (GO): nucleus
Molecular function (GO): transcription cis-regulatory region binding; DNA-binding transcription factor activity
Source: RefSeq, a predicted model, not a curated record